Oryza sativa Japonica Group (Japanese rice) is the source of this 843-nucleotide messenger RNA. NCBI's taxonomy places the organism in Eukaryota, Viridiplantae, Streptophyta, Magnoliopsida, Poales, Poaceae. The record is from RefSeq and is a predicted model, not a curated record.
AGCAGCAGCUAGCUAGCAAGCAAGAUCUUCACUGCUUGAAGACCCCUUCCCCCUUAGCCCUAUAAAUGGCCUACUAUGCAAUCGCUCCACUAAUGUGUGUCCUUCCCCUUAUCCAAAAUGAGCUCUGCAUGCAUCUGUUCUUGCACCAAGCAUGGGGAGGACCAACCAAAAACCAAUAUGCAGUUGUAAUCCCACCAGAUAGCCCUAACGGUUUUGGUGGGACUGCUGCGAAUGAUUGGGUCAUAACUGAUGGAUUGGAUGCCAGCCGUAGUAAUACUGUUGGUCGUGGUCAAGGAUUUACUAUCAAUAAUAGUUUGUCCAAGUUUAGCUUUUACACAUCAUUUAACUUGGUUUUCGAGAAUGGGAGGUUCAAUGGUUCAACGCUUCAGAUUACCGGGGUUCUUCCGCAAUCUGCUAAUGGUGAGUGGAGCAUUACAGGAGGAACUGGAGAACUUGCUUUGGCACGAGGCAUUGCCAAAUUUAAAGCUGUCCAGAUGUCUAGUUUAUCAAAUGUGUAUGAACUUACACUCCAUGCAUACUACAGCCCAAUGGAUUCAUGCGGGAAUCCUGUAGCAACUUGUUGUGAGUCUUGGAAGGUGGGGACUACACAAGACGGGAUUACGGUGUAAUCAUUACACAAAUCAAAUUCCCUCAGUCCACUUCUUUUCAGAAUUGGCCGUUAUCAAUGUUCCUACCACUUUAUUUUGAAGGCUGUUAUUCUGAUUACUAUGUAGCCUUCUGUAUUUGUUUUUUGUUCAUGAUUUCAAUUUCAUGUUAUAUAUAUGCUAUCGCUACAUCUCAUGAUGUUCUCUAUCCAAUCUUUUGGAUGCGAUUAUGAAUAAA